This is a messenger RNA of Suillus subalutaceus, 476 nucleotides long. RefSeq lists its product as uncharacterized. The transcript has a single exon. The coding region runs from base 1 to 360 and encodes 119 amino acids. Lineage: Eukaryota; Fungi; Basidiomycota; Agaricomycetes; Boletales; Suillaceae. The record is from RefSeq and is a predicted model, not a curated record.
AUGUCCGUGUCGAAGUCGAGCUGGAAACCCCUGGCGGGCAUCGGUAUUCUUGUGAUCCAAUACGUUCAAACGGCAGGAGUCCUCAAGCAUUACCUAAUUCUGUUCACCGUCAUUGGGUGCAAUGACGGAGAUUCUGGUGGGAAGAUGUUUGGUGGCAGCAGGGUCUUACGACAGUGCCCGCUCCAACAUGCGGGUGUCUCCCCAACCUGUGCCGCGGUGAACUCGGCUAGGCUAGCCCUGACGGGCUUCGUAAAGAGUUUCCCGGGGUAUGAAUAUUUUUGCAAUCCACAUUACACCUUCGGACGAAUGUCCUCGCCGCGUAGUCACCCGUGGUUAUCACUUCCGCCGUGUGAAGGUUGAUACUACUUAGUAGUAGCCACAAAGACGGAUCCAGUCCGGCUUCGGCGUGACAUAACUCUCCGCGUCAUAAAGGCGGGUACAGUCGAAUCUUGAGCAAGCCGACGGUCCAGUGCAUC